AUGGCGGGAACACCAACAACCCCUAUCGAUUUAUCAGGCCGCGUGCUCUCGCUUCCGAAAUCGGUGGCGAAACUGGGCGCAGCAGCGUGGAACGACCAGGCCAGCUUGUCCCAAGUCAGACAAAUCUUGGACCGCGCCUGCACCGCCCGUACGGUGCAGGAGGCUCUGACGGAGGUCCGAGGGUUUGCAAGCCUCGGCCACAAUCUCUGGUCUUACGCGUACCUUCGCAUGCUGCACCACAAGGAUCCCAACUUGUUCUACCAGACUCUGCUUGCCGAGCCAGCCUUCCUCAUGCCCAUGGUCUACACCCCCACAGUGGGCGAGGCCUGCCAAAAAUUCGGGACCCUGCCGUUCUUGCCUCGCGGCUGCUAUGUGUCCCUAUCUGACCGCGGAAAUGUCAAAGCAGUCCUUCGAGAGUAUGCGGAGGCACAUUUGCCCAAAGACUCCAGCGGCAAGCCGCAGUGCCAGUGCAUUGUCUUCUCGGACGGCGGUCGCAUUCUUGGCCUCGGUGAUUUGGGCGCAUGGGGGAUGGGAAUCCCAAUCGGCAAAUUGGAUCUAUACACCGUGUGCGGCGGUUUUGAUCCAUUCAGAGUGAUCCCUGUCAUUAUCGAUGCUGGCUGCAGUGAUGCAAACGGAAACUCCGCAAAGCUCACAAUCCGAGACCACGCCCUCUACACCGGGCUGAAACAAGACCGUGUAAAGCAUGUCUCAGCCCAGGGUACAGAGGUGAACACUGCUUACUACGGCCCCGACUCCUUCAUCGGGGAGUUUAUGACAGCUGCAUCCGAGCUCUUCGGGCGAAGCUGUCUCUUGCAGUUCGAGGACUUCAAUUCGAAUGAUGCCUUUCCUCUGCUCGCAGAGUACCGCUCCAAGUUCUUGACAUACAACGAUGACAUUCAGGGUACCGCUUCUGUGGCGAUAGCUGCAGUCUUGGGAGGCAUCAAGCUGAACCGGCCCCACUGCAGUGAUCUUUUGACCGACCUGAAAGGUCUGCGGUUAUUAUUCCAUGGCGCUGGUUCAGCCAAUCUCGGCAGCGCCAGCUUGAUGCUGAAGGAAGCCGGUGUGCCAGCGUCCUCGAUCCUGGUCACGAACUCCAAGGGUGUCAUUUGGAAAUCUGCGGAUGGCAAGAAGGGCACUUUCAAGAAUGACGAGCAGAAAUCAGUUGCAAGCGUUGGUGAGCCGAAGGGCUACGACGCGACCAACCUGGUUUCCAUCAUCAAGCAUCACAAACCAGACGUUCUUGUGGGUGCCGUCGGCCGCGCACCGGGAUGCUUUACAGAGGAAGUGAUCAAAGAGAUGGUGGCAGUGCAAGCAGCGAAGGGCGGAGCAUUCCGACCAAUCAUCUUCUCGCUUUCCAACCCAAGUACACAGGCCGAAGUGACGGCCGAAGACUGCUACAGAUUCUCGGGUGGCAGGGCAAUCUUUGGUUCAGGGACCAAGUUCGAGCCCGUGAAUGUGCAGGGCAAGAUCCGCGCGCCAGGCCAGGUCAACAACUUCUUUAUUUUCCCUGGUAUGUCCUUCGGCGCCAUGUGCUGUGAAGCGAGCCACAUCCCGGACCGGCUCUUCAUGGAGGCUGCCGAGGCCGUGGCCAACUCUCUGGACAAGGCAGACAUGGAGCUGGACUCCGUCCUGCCCAGCACCGGUCGGAUCCGUGAAGUGGGCCACAAUGUUGCCUUGAAAGUGGUCUUGGCAGCACAGGAGGCUGGACUUGCCCAGAAGAAGCUGGGAGACACAGCGGAGGCGCAACACAAAAAGACUUGCAACAACGCAUGUCCUGCAUCAUGA
Symbiodinium sp. CCMP2456 is the source of this 1785-nucleotide messenger RNA. Lineage: Eukaryota; Dinophyceae; Suessiales; Symbiodiniaceae. The record is from the annotation of a GenBank genome assembly.